Molecule: messenger RNA, 1749 nt
Organism: Gloeophyllum trabeum ATCC 11539
Lineage: Eukaryota; Fungi; Basidiomycota; Agaricomycetes; Gloeophyllales; Gloeophyllaceae
Exons: 12
Coding region: 222-1481 (419 amino acids)
Source: RefSeq, a predicted model, not a curated record
GCCGUUUUUUCCUAAAAUUUCCACUGAGCGGGUCAGCAGCCACCGCCCGACGCUAGCACACCGCGCUUUCAUAUCAGAACUCUGCCCAGAUUAACCUGGAUUAGCUCGAUUUCGCCUGGCUUGUCCCUUUAAGACCGACUGCUUCCACGCAGAACGUCGCCUGUUAGCGCGAUCUCCGUCGCUUUUGAACUGUUUCCUGUUCUCUUCUGCAAGAGUCACCAAUGGCCUCCUCCAAGCCUGCCGCGAUCAUCCUUGGGGGCGUCAACACUUUCUCCCGCGCCCUUGCUCAAUAUCUCGUUCCCCUGGAGGGCGAGCCCCUCGUUUCCCAUCUGCGUAUCGUUGACAAGUAUUCCGUCGCCCCGCCCACCGUCUAUCUAGGCUCGGAGUUCCCCAAGGUCCUGGAGAAGCCAGAAGUAGAGUAUCGUCAGGCAAACUUGACCGUUCCUUCCAUUGUCGGGAGCGUUUUCGACCAGCCAGAUGGAAAGGAACCCUACUCUUACGUUUUCGACCUCACUGGCGAGGCGCGUAAUGACCGACCGGAGGAGGUUCAAAUCGCAAACACCUUCAAUGUAUCCCGGAACGUAGCCCUCGAAGCUGAAAGGCGCAAAGUCAAGGCUUACGUCCGCGUCCAUCUGCCCUACUACAACACACCCGACAAGGGCGAGCAGAGUGAAAAGGAGGACGUCAAGCCGAUCGUGCCCGGUGGCGUCUGGUGGCACGAGACGCUACGUGCCCUCGCCGCUAUUGAAGACCUCAACCUUGUGGUCCUGCGGACAGGAUACGUCUAUGGUCCCUACGUCGAUUAUGGGUUGUUCACUUCUGCCAUGUGCAUAACGGCGUGCUACGGAUACACGAAGCAGCCUCUGAAAGUCAUGCAUUCUCCGGGAAAGCACGCGUUCAACACCGUGCACGUUGACGACGUCGCCGGCGCGGCAUGGGCAUGUGCAGAGUGGAUGGCGAAGCUCGGCCGGAAAGAAGCCGACGCGGUGGCUGGGGAGCCUAUCGCGUUCCACAACGACAAGAGCAAGGUGAAGGCGCUCGAGGGCGCUGCUUUGCCCGAGGCAAAACUCGUUGCACCUGUGUUCAAUGUGGUGGACGACAGUAACCAUACCUUUAUCUCGUUUCUCAAUGUGCCGGCCUCGUUUUUCGGCACUUCUGUCGAGUUCUUCGAUCUCUUCACCCGCGCGAUGGCGAAAAUCAACAUGGAUGAGCUCGCAGAAGACAUCAACGAAGAGCACGUCGGCACGUGGACGAAGAUGAUCACGACCUCCAAGCCGCCCGUGCCCAAUACCCCUCUCUCACCUUACGUCCACCCGCAGGUCGUGGGCCUCUUCGAGAAGCACAGUAUCGGCCUGGACAACAGCAAGCUCAAAAAGAUCGUGGGCUACCAGCUUAAGCGGCCGACCUACAGCCACGCGGAGCUGAAGGAGGUCAUCGACAAGUGGAAGGCGGAGCAGAGCUGGCCGACGCUCGAGGAUUGAACGACCGUAAUGAACGAGCCGUGCAAGUGGAAGUAAUAUUUUCGGGCUAUCCCCCUGUUCGUUUGCUUUUUCGCUCUCUGUUCGAUCUCACGGAUUUCUCCCGCAUUGGAAUAUGUCGUCUCGCAAGCUAUAUAAUUCACCGCUAUUAUUAAUUCUUAUCUAGAGACUACACUAAUGUUAGCGCAUUCCUUCAUCGCGUCGAGUCUCACAAUGUAUUUAGGACCCGUAUGGGCAAACAAAGACUGCAGCACAAUGCCAUAACUUAUGU